Naegleria fowleri is the source of this 933-nucleotide messenger RNA. RefSeq lists its product as uncharacterized. The transcript has a single exon. The coding region runs from base 1 to 933 and encodes 310 amino acids. The record is from RefSeq and is a predicted model, not a curated record. Lineage: Eukaryota; Heterolobosea; Eutetramitea; Acrasida; Naegleriidae.
AUGAUUACCUCUACGAAAAUAUUAUGCAGUGGAUAUUGUACUCACAGCAAUCAUAUCACUGAUUCAUCCAUUUCGUAUUGGAAUAGUGAGAUUAUUAAAUUUCCUUCAUUAUUUGUGUUGAUACAACACUCAAAAUUCGGAAAUAUAUUGUUUGAUACGGGAUAUAGUAGUAGAUUUCAUAUGGAAACAGAAUUAAUGCCAUAUCUAUUGUAUGGAAAAUUAACUCCAGUUUUUUUGAAAGAGGACGAAUCAGCAAAGGAAAUAUUGAAAGUACAAUUUGGAAUUCUUCCAGAACAAGUGAAUUACAUUAUUAUUUCUCAUUUUCAUGCGGAUCAUAUAAGCGGAUUACGUGAUUUUCCAAAUGCUAAAUUUGUAUUUUCGAAAGAAGGUUUUAAAUAUUUGAAAGAACGAAAACAAUCUUGUUGUUGUAGAGAUCUCAGAUGCUGUAUUAAUGGAUUUAUUCCAAAUUUAUUGCCAGAAGAUUUUGAAAAGAGAUCCAUACAAGUGAGUGAAACACAAUUUUCGCAUCAUGAGAACAUUAUUCCUUGUUUCAAGACUUUUGACCUCUUUGGUGAUGGAUCACUAUUUAUUGUUGAUCUUCCUGGACACUGUAAAGGACAUUUAGGAUGCUAUUUUACAGUUUCUACAGAAGGAUUUAACAACAAAGAAAAUUACAAACAUGAAUCCGUUAAGGGAACAUUUUUGCUUGUCGGGGAUGCAGCAUGGUCAAGCAAUGCCAUUAUAAAUGCAUCACCUCCUCAUCUUGUUACCAAAUUCCUUGUUCAGUAUGAUUGGAAUGCAUAUUGUCAUACGUUGCAAACACUUCACAAGUUGUGGAAAGAAGAGAAGAAUUUAAAAAUCAUUCCAUCUCAUUGCUGGAAUGUUUAUGAAGAGUACUGUGGUGGUAAUAUUUACAAAGUAUCCAAACUUUAA